AUGGCAUCAUUAGUAUCAUAUGUUGCAAAAACGACUAUUUUUGAUGAACCAAGCGUGAAAAUCAUUUCAGAUUCAUUGAAUAAUACUGUUUAUCGAUACGGACAUAAAUUCAUACUUCCUGGAAGUUGUAUGUUCAACAAUAUCAAUCAAUAUUUAUAUUACGUUAUUUUCGCCAACCAAUGUGGACAGAUGGUUAUUACAUGUUUUACAAAUUUAGGUACUGAUACAAUGUUCGCAGCAAUUACAGGUCACAUUUAUAUACAAUUUGAUAUUUUAAUGGAACGUAUGAAAAAGUUUGGUAAAAAUCAAGAUGAUGUAAACGUGAAUUCUCAAGAAUUGAGAAGAAUUGUUCAAAGACAUCAAAGUUUGAUUUUGUCAGCAGAAACUUUGGAAAAAGUUUAUAAUAAAGUUAUAUUCGUUCAAAUGUUUACCACUGUAUCAGUGCUCAGCGUUGGAGGUUAG
Molecule: messenger RNA, 462 nt
Organism: Cotesia glomerata
Lineage: Eukaryota; Metazoa; Arthropoda; Insecta; Hymenoptera; Braconidae
Exons: 1
Coding region: 1-462 (153 amino acids)
Biological process (GO): sensory perception of smell; detection of chemical stimulus involved in sensory perception of smell
Cellular component (GO): plasma membrane
Molecular function (GO): olfactory receptor activity; odorant binding
Source: RefSeq, a predicted model, not a curated record